GACAAUUACUAGCAAGUCUCAGAAGUCAUGGGAAGUUGCAUUUUGAAAUUCUCUCUGUCUUCAACUUUCAAACUCUUCCUCCUCUGCUUCUGCUGCAUUAACAUUAUCACUACUACUUCUCAAAAUUUGCUAGCACCUCUCCAAGGUCUAGCAUGCGCGAUAGUGAACUGCGGAGAGGGAACAUGCAGAGGUUCGAAUGAGACGCUGCUCGGGAUCGAAUGUGAUUGUAAUCCUGGUUGGAAGCAGAUUCCUGCUGUUUCUUUUGCGUUCCCUUCUUGUGCUCUUCCGAAUUGCACAGUGGACUUUCAAUGUGGAAACGGAGCGCCACUACCGCCAUCCCCUCCACUCCCACCCUUCAACGCUUCAAACCCUUGUAAUCUUGUGUGGUGUGGCACUGGAUCCUGCGUGGCUAACGAAACUAGCAACAGUCACUCCUGCCAAUGCAACGAAGGGUUUGCCAAUUUGUUUAAUAACCCUUCCUUUGCUUGUUUUGAGCAAUGCUACUUGGGUGCAGAUUGUAAGAACCUGGGAUUAGGCCCGCCUCCACCGCCACCCAGUACUAGUUCCGGCUCGCCAAUAAACGGUUCUAAUGGAGCAUCCAACAACAUGAAGAAUUUUCUAGCACUGGUUCUGGCAUUAGUUUUUUUACAUAAUUUUAGCAAGUAGAUAAAUUCUAGGGAGGUGAAAAUAGGCGGCACACAUUUUAUGCCUCGCUAACUUGUAUACAUUUAUUUUUCAGUUAUUUUGAAAUAUAGGUCGUU
Messenger RNA from Daucus carota subsp. sativus, 761 nucleotides. RefSeq lists its product as uncharacterized. The coding region runs from base 28 to 666 and encodes 212 amino acids. The transcript has 6 exons. Lineage: Eukaryota; Viridiplantae; Streptophyta; Magnoliopsida; Apiales; Apiaceae. The record is from RefSeq and is a predicted model, not a curated record.